Messenger RNA from Conger conger (European conger), 899 nucleotides. RefSeq names its product placenta growth factor-like. The record is from RefSeq and is a predicted model, not a curated record. The transcript is spliced from 7 exons. The coding region runs from base 30 to 530 and encodes 166 amino acids. Gene Ontology annotation, biological process: induction of positive chemotaxis; vascular endothelial growth factor receptor signaling pathway; positive regulation of protein phosphorylation. Gene Ontology annotation, molecular function: vascular endothelial growth factor receptor binding; growth factor activity; chemoattractant activity. NCBI's taxonomy places the organism in Eukaryota, Metazoa, Chordata, Actinopteri, Anguilliformes, Congridae. Gene Ontology annotation, cellular component: membrane.
CGUGUUUAAAAUCGGAUUAGACACUCGAAAUGAUAUCUCUUGCCGGCAUAACCCUGAUUGUAGCCGAUAUCCUUCUUCACUAUUCACCUGUUCAGAGUUCUGCUUUCGCUAGUGGAGUCCACAACACUGAAGUGGUGCGGUUCAAUGAGGUGUGGGGGCGGAGCUUCUGCCGCACUAUGGAAAAGCUAGUGGAGGUGGUGCAGGAGUACCCAGGAGAGGUAGAGCAUAUGUUUAGCCCUGCCUGCGUUUUGCUGUGGCGUUGUGCUGGUUGCUGUGGUGACGAGAGCCGGGAGUGCCAUCCUACCCUUACCCGCAACCUCACUGUGCAGCUGUUGAAAAUCAAGCCAGAGGGAGAAAAUGAGUAUGUUGAGAUGACAUUUAAGGAGCACCAGACAUGUGAAUGUAGACUACGAAACAGCAUUUCGAGAAAUGAAAGGCAGAGAACUAGAAAGAGGGGGCGGAAGAGGAAAGACCGGCUGAACGCAAAAGAAUGUGACACGUGUCCCCUUCCUCCACGAAGACGGAGGUAGCUGUGGCUCCGCCCCUUCCCUGCCCUUCUGCCCUGUUUGCUCCAUGCCCAGGGCUGACAGCCCGGUCUGUCUUGAGGAACAGACUGCAUCUGGGAUUGGACAGGGUUUCUACAGCGUGCUGAUGAGUGAUGGUCCCACAGGGGGGCCAGAGGGUGUCCAGGAUGGGGGUGUUCACCAAUGAGAGAAUCAUCCUUACGUUUGGUGACCUCAUAAGGCAUUCUAGAAGAGGUCUGCAACAAGCAUGGACUAUGCUUAAGGGUCCACGUAGAGUCACUUAGUUGGUCACUAUGGAAGACUACGAUCUGACUUUUGGGGUUUUUAUUAGGUGUCUUGCCAACUGAACUAUUGAAUUUAACUAUUAUUGAUUAU